AUGUAUCAAUGCAAAGCAUAUGCCAAGGAGGUUGAAUUAUUGAAAGGACAAGUGAGGAAUAUACUGCUAGUAGGCAGCGGUAAUAAAUUGGUGGAGAAAAUUCUUCUUAUCAACACACUCGAACGUCUUGGUGUAUCUUAUCAUUUUGAAGAGGAGAUUGAAGAGCUUCUUCAAUUAAUGUUUGCUAAUUUUCAAGAUGACAGUAUUGAUAACUCUAAUUUGUUCACUACUUCAGUUCAGUUUCGCAUAUUCAGACAACAUGGUUACAGAAUACCUUCUAGUGUAUUCAACAAAUUCAAAGGUACAAACGGGAAAUUCAAGGAGUCCUUAAUUCAGGAUGUGACAGGAAUGCUGAGCUUGUAUGAAGCAGCAUAUGUAGGGACACAUGGAGAAGAUAUUCUAGAUGAAGCUCUUGCUUUUAGCAAAACCCACCUCCUCUUGAUGCUACCAAGUUUAAACCCUAACCUUGCAAACCAAGUAAAACGUGCUUUGCAUCGUUGCCUCCAUAGGAGCAUGCCUAGAUUGGAAGCACGACACUACAUAUCAUUCUACGAAAAGGAUCCUUCAAGGGAUGACCUAUUACUCAGGUUUGCCAAGGUUGAUUACAAUCUACUGCAGCUAUUGCACAAGCAAGAAUUUGUGAUGUCUCAAGGUGGUGGAAUGAAAUGGAAAUUCCUACUAAACUUCCUUAUGCAAAAAAGGCCAACUGAGUGUUAUUUUUGGAGUUCAUUUGCCUAUUUUGAGCCGCAUUACUCAUUUGCACGGGUAAUUCUAGCUAAAGUAAUCAUGGUGAUGACGCUUCUAGAUGAUACCUAUGAUGCAUAUGGUACAUUUGAAGAAUUGAAACAAUAUACUAACGCGGUAGAGAGGUGGGACGCUGUUGAUCUUCCAGAAUAUUUGACUUUAGUAUUUGGGGUGCUUGCCAAUUUGCACGAGGAGUUAGAGUUCAAAGAUCUAGCUAGAGCUUAUGAGCUGGAGAUCAAAUGGGUCGAGGAUGGCUAUGCGCCAACAAUGGAAGAGUACUUUGCCAAUGGGAUAGCAACCAGCACGGGCACCUUGCUCCUUGCUUCAUUUGUAGGCAUGGGAGAAUUUGCAAAAGUCGAUGCAUUUGACUGGCUGCGAGCUAAUCCAAGAAUCGCGGUUGCUUCUGCCAUAGUUGGUCGCCUCAUCAAUGACUUAGCAAGCAGUGAGAGAGAGCAAGAAAGGGGACAUAUUGCUGGUGCGCUUGAAUGCUAUAUGAAGGAGUUUGACCUUUCAAAGCAGGAUGCCAUUGAUGAAAUAUAUAGAAGGAUAGAUGAUGGAUGGAAGGAUAUUAACGAAGAAAUCCUUAGGCCAACGACAGUCUCCAUGCAUCUGCUUAUGAGAAUCCUAAAUAUUACGCGAUCAGUGGAUGCUCUUUACAAGGAUGGGGAAGCAUUUACUCAUCAACAGAUACUAAAAGACAAAAUGGAGCUGUUGUACCUUAAUCCAAUUCCCGUUUGUUAA
Messenger RNA from Thlaspi arvense, 1485 nucleotides. The record is from the annotation of a GenBank genome assembly. Lineage: Eukaryota; Viridiplantae; Streptophyta; Magnoliopsida; Brassicales; Brassicaceae.